This is a messenger RNA of Nerophis lumbriciformis (worm pipefish), 3078 nucleotides long. NCBI's taxonomy places the organism in Eukaryota, Metazoa, Chordata, Actinopteri, Syngnathiformes, Syngnathidae. The record is from RefSeq and is a predicted model, not a curated record.
AUGCAAACUGGUGUGGGUCAAGUGCGGGGGGAAACAGUCCUUUAUCUGCUGGAGAACGAGUUUCUCGAAACAUUUGAUGGGGAUGGGGAUGAUGAUAGCAGAUAUGGCUCUCACGGCGCCGCCUGCGUCUCUUUGCGGACCCGACAACAAUCUGCGGGGCCCCCGAUUGUCUCGCUACGGACCGAGGAACGCGAGGAGGCUCGUGCGCGCUCGGAAGCGGCCGCGCGCGUUCUGCCUGUCGACGUCUCGGGAGCGUGCACGAGCGCGGACGUCAAGGACGGUCGACGCGACGCGAGCAUCCUCUUUGUCUUGGUUCUAGCGGUGCUGAUCCUGGUGAGGUCAUCGCCCUGGAGAAACGUGCUGGAGGUGCGCGCGUCGCUGCUGCUGCUGGCGCUGCACUGCGGCGCGAUGGCGCUGUGCGGCUGCGAGCCACGCGUGGUCCACGUGGGCGCCGUGCUGAGCCAGAAGCGCUACGAGCAGGUGUUCCGCGAUGCCGUGGCCCAUGCCAACGCCGCCUACGGGCGCGAACGUUUCAAGAUGAACGCCAUCGCCGUCACGCACAAGGCCAACGCCAUCCAGAUGGCGCUCUCCGUCUGCGAGGAUCUCAUCUCCAACCAGGUGUACGCCAUCUUGGUGAGCCACCCCCCGCAGUCCAACGACCACCUGACUCCGACACCCGUGUCCUACACGGCCGGCUUCUACCGCAUUCCCGUGGUGGGCCUCACCACGCGCAUGUCCAUCUACUCCGACAAGAGCAUCCACCUGUCGUUCCUGCGCACGGUGCCGCCCUACUCGCAUCAGGCCAGCGUGUGGUUUGAUUUGAUGCGUGAGUUCCGCUGGAAUCAUAUCAUCCUCAUCGUCAGCGACGACCACGAGGGACGAGCGGCGCAGAAACGACUGGAAACGCUGUUGGAGGAGAAGGAGACCAAGACUAAAAUCAGGAACUAUGAAAACGUGGACCAACACGGCUUUGACUUCCGGAGAACGCCUAAGGCCGAGAAGGUUCUUCUGUUUGGACCCGACACCAAUCUGACCGCCCUGCUCAUGGACGCCAAAGACCUGGAGGCCCGCGUCAUCAUCCUUUCUGCCAGUGAGGACGAGGCGGCAGGUGUCUACAAAGCAGCCCGUCACCUCAACAUGACCGGUUCUGGUUACGUUUGGAUCGUCGGAGAGAGAGAGAUGACGGGAAAGGCUUUGAGUGAAGCACCGGAUGGCCUGCUGGGUCUGCAGCUGAUUAACGGUAAAAACGAGUCGGCGCACAUCACGGACGCCGUGGGAGUGGUGGCGCAGUCCCUGCAGGAGCUUCUGGACAAGGAGAACAUCACGGAACCUCCACGAGGGUGCGUGGGCAACACCAACAUCUGGAAGACAGGGCCCCUCUUCAAAAGGGUGCUGAUGUCCUCCAAGUACACGGAGGGGCUGACCGGUCGCAUCGAGUUCAACGACGACGGCGACCGGCGCUUUGCAACCUACAAUAUCCUUAACUACCAGCAGAAGCCCGGGAGGCUUGUCCAGGUCGGAAUCUUCAACGGCUCGCAGGUGGUGAUGAACCCCCAGAGGAAAAUCAUCUGGCCCGGCGGGGAGACCGAAAAGCCAGUCGGAUACCAGAUGUCGACCAAACUCAAGAUCGUGACCAUCCACCAGGAGCCUUUUGUCUACGUCAAGCCCACCAAGGCGGAUGGAACGUGUAAGGAGGAACACACAGUCAACGGGGUCCUCAUCAAGAAGGUCAUUUGCACCGGACCCAAUGGAACCAUUCCAGGUCAGCCGACGGUUCCUCAGUGUUGUUAUGGCUUCUGCAUUGACCUGCUCAUCAAAUUGGCCAUGAGCAUGAACUUCACCUACGAGGUGCACUUGGUAGCCGACGGAAAGUUUGGAACGCAAGAGAGAGUGAACAACAGCAACAAGAAGGAGUGGAACGGCAUGAUGGGCGAGCUCCUGGGGGGUCUGGCCGACAUGAUCGUGGCCCCUCUCACCAUCAACAACGAGCGCGCUCAGUACAUCGAGUUCUCCAAGCCCUUUAAGUAUCAGGGCCUGACCAUCCUGGUCAAGAAGGAAAUCCCUCGCAGCACGCUGGACUCCUUCAUGCAACCUUUUCAGAGCACCUUGUGGCUCCUUGUCGGCCUGUCGGUCCACGUGGUGGCAGUGAUGCUCUACCUAUUAGACCGGUUCAGCCCGUUCGGAAGGUUUAAAGUCAACAGCGAAGAAGAAGAAGAAGACGCCCUCACCUUGUCCUCGGCCAUGUGGUUCUCCUGGGGGGUUCUGCUGAACUCCGGCAUUGGAGAAGGAGCCCCGAGGAGUUUUUCGGCCAGGAUUCUGGGAAUGGUGUGGGCGGGAUUCGCCAUGAUCAUCGUGGCGUCGUACACGGCCAACCUGGCCGCCUUCCUGGUGCUGGACCGGCCUGAGGAGCGCAUCACUGGCAUCAACGACCCCAGGCUGCGAAACCCGUCAGACAAGUUCAUCUACGCGACGGUCAAGCAGAGCUCGGUCGACAUUUACUUCCGGCGUCAAGUGGAGUUGAGCACCAUGUAUCGUCAUAUGGAGAAGCACAACUACGAGAGCGCCGCUGAGGCCAUACAGGCUGUCAGAGACAACAAACUGCACGCCUUCAUCUGGGACAGCGCUGUGCUGGAGUUCGAGGCGUCGCAGAAAUGCGACCUGGUAACCACCGGCGAGCUUUUCUUCCGCUCGGGAUUUGGCAUCGGGAUGCGGAAGGACAGCCCCUGGAAGCAGAACGUUUCGCUGGCCAUUCUAAGUUCACAUGAGAACGGCUUCAUGGAGGACCUGGACAAGACUUGGGUUCGAUACCAGGAAUGUGACUCCAGGAGCAACGCGCCGGCCACACUCACCUUCGAGAACAUGGCAGGUGUGUUCAUGUUGGUGGCGGGCGGCAUCGUGGCGGGCAUAUUCCUCAUCUUCAUCGAGAUCGCCUACAAACGACACAAGGACGCCCGCAGGAAGCAGAUGCAGCUGGCCUUUGCCGCCGUCAACGUCUGGAGAAAGAACCUGCAGCCGUACCCGACCGACAUCACCGGCCAGAUCAACCUAUCGGAUCCCUCCGUCAGCACUGUGGUGUGA